Messenger RNA from Onychostruthus taczanowskii (white-rumped snowfinch), 9756 nucleotides. RefSeq names its product nyctalopin (gene NYX). Gene Ontology annotation, molecular function: protein binding. The record is from RefSeq and is a predicted model, not a curated record. NCBI's taxonomy places the organism in Eukaryota, Metazoa, Chordata, Aves, Passeriformes, Passeridae. Gene Ontology annotation, cellular component: extracellular matrix. The coding region runs from base 6600 to 8021 and encodes 473 amino acids. The transcript has 4 exons.
UUGUCUCUCCUGAAGCUUGGGGCUACUGCUUGUGGGGCUGCUGCUCACCAGGCAAGCACUGAAAAAGCUGCUGCUUGUCCAGCCCGGGGCUGGUGUCUGAUGGGCAGGGUUUGCUGUGCUGCACAGUUUGUCCUUGCACGCUCCCAGGGCAGGAAAGGCUCAGUUCAGGCUGCUGUGGGACACAGCUCGGAGCACCUGCUGGGGAGGCUGCAGGGCUGGGCUCCCUGCGGAAAUCAGGGCUGUGAGCAGUGUCCCAGCCAUGCCUGGCAGGGGCUGCUUGGACUGGGCUGCUUGGUCACGCACAGGCAGGAUGGACAAAAGGCAAACACCCCGCAGACUUUGUCAUGGAAAAGUGAUAGGCACAUUCCCGGCUUGAAUAAAUAAAAUGUUUAGAUCUCUUUCAGAUGCUGCCUAGGACUCACAAAACAGUCCUGAUCAAACAUUCAGGCCCAGAACCUCGAGGGUGCUUCAGCAUCUGUGCUGCUGACAUUCCCUGGCAUACUCUUAACCCUUUUUAGGUCUCUCAAGUGUGAGUAGAGCCACUCAAACACAGGUGCUGCUGCCUGGCACAGCCCCAGAGCUGCAGGUGAGGGUCUCAGGCAAGGUGUGUCCAGAUCUGGGCUUUGCUAGCACAAGCCAACCUCCCUGUACUGUGUCAGUGCCCUGGCUGCUCAUCCUGUUCCCAGGGGAUGCUGCUGCCCAUUGAGUUGUGUGUUCUCUUCUUGUCCCCACCCUGAGCUCAGGCCUGGUGCUGUAGCCCUUCAGCUGGAGACUCUCAAGCACCCACAGCCAGCUUGAGGCACUGGUAGGGUCCCCCAGACUCGAUGGGAUGCUCUGUCAAGGCACCCACUGAGCAUCUUCCCCAAAUAAUGGUCUGAGAGCAUCCCAGCUUGGUGCUUUCAUUCAUUGCUUCCACAGCCCACUCUUUAUUUUGCAAAUUUUGAACUGCACUGAUUGCAGCACAAGCAGCAGAGUUUCCCUAUCCAAGGGAAGCAUUUCUGUGACACUGCUGAGUCCAUUGCUCUGGUGAGAGAGAGACUGUAGAGGCUGUCACCAAGGGCACCUCAGUGAAUGCUCAGAGUGCCAAGGACAGAGAGAGGAUGUUUUGGAUGUCCCAGAGGUGCUGCCCUAUGUGGCCCAGCAGCUCCUUCCCUCUCCCACACCCUCAUGUACCAAAUGUGUCUCCCCUGUACAGCCCAGUAAGGCUCAGGGAAGUGUGAAAGUGCUGCUAACAUCAAAGGGAAAUAAAAAUCAUAGUGAGAAAUUCUGGGUGGAGCACAGGUUUUCAAGGGCUGUUGUAUCUUGCAGAGCCCUGGUGUGAUUUAUUUUUAGUGCUGAAUAUCUGGCCCUCCAUCUCAUUUCCCACACGUGUUGUUUGCCCCCUCAUUUAUUUGUUUCCCACCAUACAAGGAGGGCAGACACUCUCUACUCUCUGUUAUAACUCAAAUUGGGCACGGUAGCUCCAACAGCUUGUUGAAACACACUCGUGGCUAGAGCCCAGCUGUUGUGGCACAGCUUCUCUGACAGGAGCACAGAGGGUUUUCCCCACCUGCCUGCAGGCUCCUGUGAGCCCAACACAGCCUGCAUCCCUGGAUGCAACCCAGAAAUGGCUAAGGGAUGAGCAGGCUGUGGUGCUGCUGCUGUCAAGCUUGCAGGAGGGGAGCUUUCCCUUCCAGCUGCCAGUUGCUAGGUUUGGGGCUCAGCACUGAUCCCAUCCAGGAGUGUCCAUCUUUGGCUUUCCCUGCUGCAGAGGAGCUGCAUCCUCUGCCACCAUCAAUUCGAUGUCUCAGGAAAAGGUGCUGAGCUCCUUGUCCCUCAGGUAACGAGGCCUUCUGCAGGUGGCAGGAAGCAGAGGCUUUUGCAUGAGCAGAAGUGCUGUACUUCUGUGGUCCAUAAAUACACCCCAGUGUGGGGGAUCUGCUCUCUUUGCCGUGUCAUGGCUGUGGGGGCUUUUUUUGGCAACACCCAGGGUUGGCAUGGAGGAGGAGGUGUCAGCAGCCCAUAAAAGCACAAGCAGGGAAGGAGUGGGAAGCAGAAUGUGUGGGUGUAAAUGUGAGCUUAUCUCCUGCAGUGGCUGUUCCCCUGCCACCCCCAAGCUCUGCUAGCUUUAAUCAUCUUAGAGCUGUGCAAAAACUCUGCAUAGGUCAGGUGCAGGAUGUUUGAGCAGCUGCAUUGCUGAGCUGGAGGAUCUAAACCCCUUGCACUUGGGCUUUGUGGAGGUGGCAGACAGCUCCCAGUGGCCACAGCUCCUGACCCCAGGGCAGCUCCUGACCCCAGUGACUGCUCCAUCCCCCUCUGGUGUGUCCUGGAGCAAUGAUGUGUUUCACAUCUGGGCUUGAUAUAUUCAGAGAAUGCACGGCCACUGCAUAUUCAGUAAGGCAUGAUAAGUUCAUUUAACAAAUCUUCCAGAUCAUCUGUGAGUGUACACUGCUCUAACCUCCUGUUUAAUGUGCUGGUGAUUGUGGUAUUGAAGUUUAUUCCUGAUCUGCUGCUUUCUCCUUUCCUGCCUGCUUUGACAGAAAACAGAAUUCUAUUUUAGAUCUAUACCAGGUAAUUAUGUUUGCUUGGCAUGUUGCAGUGCUCCUUGUUACAUUGCAUUCAGAAGUGUUAGGCAGGCAGGGGAAAGUGCCAUGACAGGUGGAGUAAAAUCACAUUGCAGCCCAGCUGUAGCCCCCCAGGUCCCUUCCUCCGAGAGUCCCAGGGCUUGUGGUUCAUUCUCCCAAGUAUUUGACCUGGCUACAGAGCAGGAUCCUGACAUAAAUGCCUGAGUUAAGCAGAGACAGGUAAAGUGAUGAAUCUCGCCCAAAUAUUGACUCUAUACAGGUGGGAGAAGGUGGCACAGAUCCUCUCCUGGAGGUGGGAGAGAUGAAUUACCAGGAGGUAAAUAAAGUGUCUGCUGAGUCCUGGGAGGGCUCUUGGCUUGGAUAACUUAUGGCCUGUUGUGCCUUUACUGCAGAAAGGCUGUUUCAAAAGGUGUUUGCAGAGCUGUGUGCAAGUUCAUUGUGCACAUUUUAUGUGGCUGGAGGAGCUUUAUCAGGAUGAAUGGAUCCAUGAGCACAAAGGGGAAAUUAAGCAGGACUCCCUGCCACGUCCUUGCCUUUCUGUGUGCACUGUGCAGGCUUCCCAUGAGAUCACAAGGAACUGCAGGAGCCCUGCCUUGGGCAGCAGCCUGUGGGAAACAUGGCACAGGGACUUCAGCAGGACAUGAGCAGCUCCCUGUCCCUGUCCUGGCUGUGGGAGUGGGAGCUCCAGACAAAAUUUACUAGAGAAACCCUGUCACCGAGUCACAAGGUGCAGAGAGGACCCCCUUGCUUUUUAAACUUCUCAGAGAGGAGCCUGAAGGUGUCUGGAUGCAAUCUUAGCCUCAGACUGUCAACAAUCCAAAUAACUUUGACCUUCAGGAUUUAAAGAUGGCAAAUCAGAUAUGUUUAUAUAAAACAAAUUAUUUAUUAUGACAAAUGAUUAGACAAAAGAUCCUAACCAGAAUUACUAACUACACAGAAUAAAAGCUGAAACUACUGAUAGUUAUGUAGUAUAACAUAGUGCACUAAAUUAAUGCAAUUGUAUUAAAAGUAGCAAAAAGAAACAUUGAUGUAAUUCACCACGCCAACACUGAGAGUGGACAGGUCUCUUUCUCUUAACAUUGAGGAGUAACCUUGAGGGGUGUCCCCACUCAAGGGAGAAUCUCCACACACUGUUCAAAAGCGGUAUCUCAGAAGAACCUCUUGUAUGGAAAGUGGACUGGAUUUUGAGAAUGUAAAGGAGCUGUCAGUCAUAUCUUGCAGGCCAGUUUAGCAGCUUAUCUGCCAAAGAUUUGCCUUGCUGUCGGGAUGCUGAUUUGGGCUUGGUGUGCCUGACAGAGUUUCAGCUGAAUUCAACACCAAAACAGCACCUAGGACCCCUCUCAAUCCACCCUGACAGAUUUGCAAAUAGGACAUUGUCCACUGAGUUCUUGACCACAUUCCAGGUCAAAGCAUGCGGGGCCAUGGGGGGAAAGCAUCCUGCCACAAUUCCACAGGAUAGAAAUGACCCCACAGAUGGGCUGGAGCAGAGCAGAGCUGCUCCCCAGCUGCUGGGAAAUGCAGCAGGAGCCCACACUCUCCCAGGGCUCCCUGGCUGUGCGUGCCCACAUCACUGCCACCCUCAGGUGGCACCAUCAGCAGGGAGGGCAGGCUGAAGGUCCAGGUGCUGCCAGCCUUGGGUAUCCCCAUCUGCUGUGUGACAUGGGAGCAGCAGCUGCUCCUGGGGUGCACUCUGGACACUAGUGAUGCCCUGAUGCACAGAAGGGCUGCUGGAAGGCAGGAGGGAGGGCAGGGCUCCCCUCACCCUGCAGAGGAAGAUGAUGCAGCCCUGUUCAGGCUUCAACAGCAGUGGUUUUUCCCGAACAGAGAAUCCUGAGCACAGCUGGCCGCUUUUAGUCAAGGCCAAGAGUCACAGAGGGGAUGUGGGAAACAUGGAUCCAAGUCCCUCUUCAGUUUUAAUUAAUACAGAUCUGAGCCCAGCUUCCCUUCCCUUCUCCAAGACUGCUCUGGGUAUUGUGGAGAGUUACCAGCAGCCCAAAUGAUGUUGUUUUUCAGCACUGCAUCCAUACACGUCCUGCAGUGGGAAGCAGGAACUUGUUUCCCUGGCAAACACCCAGCCCCUCACUGCUCCUUUCUUGCUGGAAAUGUUACUGUUUGAUUGGCAUGAGAGAGACAUGAAACCACAUCUGCAGGAUGGGCUGGGAGAGGCCUUGUGAGCUGUAAAAUCCAGUGGCGUGGACAGACUUGGAGAGGAUCUCUGUCCUGCUCUUACCAAGCAGCGGAAGAAUUUGACCUUGAUGGAGGCCAUGCCCCGGGCUCCUUGUCCUCUUUGUGUGGGGUCUGUGUGAUGUCUUACAGGGCUGCUGGCAGAGGUUUGGGCUGACAGAUGAGUGCACUGGCCCGUAGAUUGCUGUGCACUGCAUCUGCUUCAGGCUGCCUACCCUAGAGUGUGCUGUUCCCUUUCAGAAAUGCUCCUGCUGCAGCUGCAGCUCCUGAGCCACUCCUGCAGCACGGCUUGGCCUUCAGGCACCACCUGGGCUGGGACUGAGGUCUGGUGUCCAGCUUGACCCUCUCUUCUUCUUGCUGUUUUAGUGGCUUUAAUUCGUCACUUUCCACAUGGGGCUGGGAGCAGGAGAAGGCAGGCUGGCAAGGACAUGGCACAGCACCCUGAGGGGGCUGAGCCUGCUGUGAGGGAGAACUGGAGCUUAAUGCCUGGGCAAAGUUUGGUGGCCUCAGUCUACACAAAAAUGAAACCCCUGCCUGCAGAUGGAAAUCUGUCCUCUCUUCUGAGCAAGGGUGAGCUCUUCAGCUACUUGCUCUUGGAGUCCUGGUUUGCUCCUCAGCUGCUUCUGCAUCUCCUGUGGGCAGCCACACCACGCGUGCACCAAGUGCUAUUUCUGGUGGCGGUGCAGGCUGUGCUGCAGCUGCAAACCCCAGCACAGCCACACUGCUCCAUCCUGUCUGCUCACAGCUCUGUGAUCCUACCACAGGGCACAUCCUCCCUGCCCCAAACUCACCCCAGCCGGGGCUGUGUGUGACCAUCCUGUGUGCAAGCUGCUCCCGCAGGCAGUGCUGACAACAGGAGCUCUGCAGGGAAAUGCUGAGGCUGUUCCUCCAAAGGUCACCCUGGUGAUUACGAGCACAGGAAAGGCUCAGAUGUGUGACAAAGCUGUGGCUGUGAGAUGAGGGGAAGCGUGCACUGUGACUGCUGUUACAGGAGCUCAGGAAACCAAAGCCUGUGGAAGGAGGAGGGGCUCGGGCGCUCUGUGGCACGAGGACCUCACCCCCAGCACUGGUCCCAUGGAUGCAAGCAGCUGGUAGGGAUAAAAACCAGGGCAGUGAAGAUGUUCAGCCACCAGAGUCAGGCAGCAGCUCUGCUCCUUCACUGCCCUGGGAAGGCAGCACUUGGCUGGAAGCGUUGGGAUGUGCAAUGCUUGUGUUCCAGCUGAUCCAGCACUGGUGUCGUCAAAGCUGCAUGGCUGUCUUGCCAUCCUGUCAGAGAACGUGAGCCCUGCUGAGGGCCAUGGUGGUGCCCACAGAGACUGACUCGUAUGGCUAAGGGCAGCCUCAUGAGCAGGAGGGAGGACACAGCCACUGCCUGGCCAGGUAAGCAACGCAUCCGGGUGAUUUCUGUUGGGAAUUUUGGUUCCCACUAUUUGAUGCUAAGCUGGUUACACUCCUCUGUACCAGCACCUAUUUCCUGGGGAUAGAGCCAGUCCCUUACUGUUGAUGAUCCUUUCCCACCUCAGAUGAAAGGAAUCUGCCUUUGGCAUGGCUUGUGGGAAGGACGCAGAUGAGCUCCUGAAAAGCAGUGGCACAAAGCUGCAGGAUUCCCCGAGAAGGUCAGUGGUGGAAGAAAGAUACUCACCAGGAAGGUGCUGGGGACUUCUUCAGUUUGAAAGUGUGUGAGAGAAGAGUGUUUUCCUUCAUCUUCCUUUCUAAACAUAGAUCUUUUUGUGGAAAAAUGAUGCAGGGAAAUGACAGAGGAUGAGACCCGUCUCUAUUCUUCCUGUGUGCUUUUAGAUCCCUUAAGUUUACUUGCCAGACCUGAAAUGCCACUGGAGAAUAAUCAAGGUAAUGUUUGCCAUCGUUCUAAAUGUGAUCCUUUGGGUCCCACAGGCGCAUGGGGUGUGGGCCUGCGUGCGCUCCUGCCCUCCCAGCUGCGUGUGCACCCCGGAGAGGAGCUGCUCCGUGCUCUGCGACCGCGCCGGGCUGGGGCAGAUCCCCAGCGAGUUCCCCUGCGAAGCCUCCUCCAUCAACCUGGAUAAAAACAGCAUCAAGUUCCUGUCUGAGAGGGCCUUCGGGACGCUGCCUUCCCUCAAAUCCCUGUCACUCAACCACAACAACAUCUCCUUCAUCACGCCGGGCGCGUUCAAGGGGCUGCCCAGCCUGACGGAGCUGAAGAUGGCCCACAACGAGUACAUUCGCUAUCUGCACACUCGGACCUUCACCGCGCUCCGGCGCCUCGUGAGGCUGGACCUGGCCGACUGCAACCUCUUCAACAUCCCAGACAGGAUCUUCAUCGAGCUGCCUUCUCUGCAGGAGCUGUUCUGCUUCCAGAACAACUUCCGAAGGAUCCCGGGCGCCAUCAGGGGCAUGGAGAACUUGACCCAUGUGUACCUGGAGAGAAACAGGAUCGAAGCGGUGGCCUAUAACUCCCUGCAGGGCCUGACCAAGCUGAAAUACCUGAAUCUGCAGGACAACAAGAUAAAUGUCAUCCACGAGCGAGCUUUUCAGGGCUGUCAGAGGAUGGAGUACCUGUACCUGAAUGACAACUUGAUCAGUGAGCUUCCAGAAAACUCUUUUGAUGGCCUGAGGCGCCUGAAGAUGCUCAACCUGGGGGGGAAUUUUCUCAGGAACAUUUCCAACACCUGGUUCCGGGACUUGGGGGAGCUGGAGUUCCUCUACCUGGACCGCAACAGGAUCAGCUACAUCGAGGAAGGGGCUUUUGAGAACCUCACCAGCCUGGUGGCCCUGCACUUGAACAGCAACAACCUGACGACACUGCCCUUCUCCGUGUUCGAGCCCGUGUACUUCCUGGGGCGGCUGUACCUCUUCCGCAACCCCUGGGAGUGCGACUGCCGCAUCGAGUGGCUCAAGGAGUGGAUGGAGAACUACAGGCUGGUCAGGGAUAUUCCGUGUGCCUCCCCCUCCUCCGUGGCUGGGGUUGAUCUGACGGACGUGCUCUUCGAGAGGUCUCCCGAAGGUUACUGUCUCGAUCCGGAGGAGCUGAACAUCACGUCCGAGCGGCCGACCCCAAGCGAGGAGCCUUGGUCCACCACGGAGAGCAAGUUCAACAGCCUUAUCUCCAAACUCUUGCUCCAAAUGGGCCUUCCCGAAGAGGUGGCAAAUGCCACUGAAGUGUACAGUAACAGCACGCAGCCGGACGGACAGACUGAAGGGGUUUCUUCUGGCGUGGGGGAGGACAGAGCUGAGGCUGACUCCUCUUCCUUGUACCCCCCAGCACUUUUGACAGCGAUUGUUCUGCUGUGCAAAUAGUCCAAGGGCUGGAUGGAGCAGGAGUUCUGCUCAAGUGUUUAGACCCUGCACCUACUUAGUCAUCAGAGAAAAGUUUUAUUUUGGGCUUCUGAUAUGUAAAGGGCUCCAAACUCUUCCAGGCUGGGUUUGUUGGAUCUGGCUCCAGAUUCCCCUGGGAGCUGGUGAGAUCCGGGUCCCACUCUGGGUGACAAACCUGCCCUGUGGGUGUCCCAGAGCUUCCUGGCUACCCACAGGGAGAUGAGCAGCACUAUGAUUGUGCCUGGAGAUGUGUGAUGUUCUGCUGGGAAAGGAGGGAAGAGGGCUCUGUCUGUGGGGUGUUUGUCCCUCAGGCCAGCUUGAGAGAGCAAGAUGUUCCAUGGUGACUCAGCUUCAUGAGAGAGCAAGAUGAGGCUGCAAAACUGGGCCCCUCUUCACGUCCUGACAGACACCCACACCCACGGCAGAUGCUGCUGAACAACAGGAAAUUAUUCCUGAUUUCCGCCAGUGGGUGCAGGAGGGAGCAGGGCAGUCCUGGACAACGUCCAGGGAUGCCGCAGGAAAUGUACAGGCCUCAUGGAAACAUCCAGGGAACACGUACAGGCCUCAUGGAGACAUCCAGGGAACACGUACAGGCCUCAUGGAGACAUCCAGGGAACAUGUACAGGCCUCAUGGAAACUUCCAGGGAACAUGUACAGGCCUCAUGGAGACAUCCAGGGAACACGUACAGGCCUCAUGGAACCAUCCAGGGAACACGUACAGGCCUCAUGGAGACAUCCAGGGAACACGUACAGGCCUCAUGGAGACAUCCAGGGAACAUGUACAGGCCUCUUGGAAACGAGGAAAGUGCCUGGGGGGACACCUGCCCAUUCCACAUCUGGAAUGGGCACAGUAUUUUGGCUGUGACCACAGGCAGGAUUUUGAUCCUUUCUCCCCCCCUGUUAUUCUGAUACUGGUGCAGGAGAGCCAGAUGGAGCCGUGUUUUUCCCAACAUUCUUCUCUGAGGCAAAGCUACUUAACCUACUUAUUCCCAUAAUUUCAAUGUGUUUAAUUUUUCAGUGAAUAUAUUGCUUCAAGGAAUACUUAUUUUUAAAUUUGUAGAUUGUUUCAUGGCAUGGCAGCAGGGGCAGAGCAUGGUGAUGAUGAAUGCAACAAGGCCCUAUGAAAUAUUUUGUAUUUCCACCAUAAUAUGUAUCUUGUAGUGUUUCAUAUUAUGCCAUAUUGAUAAUUUUCUUUUAUAUAACAUCUUAAGUGUUUUAUCUUUGAACUUCUCAACACCAGCUGCUAAUAUGACCAGAAAAAAUGAUGUUUUAUGUAUCAAAGCAUAUUAAUAAAAUAAUUUGAUAUUUUACUCACAAAAAUAAAUGAACUGCUCAAACCUAGGUUUUGGGGUUUUUUUGAGAUCCUUGAACAACUCUGGUUAGAUUUUUUUGUAGGCUACUCAAAUGGGUGCACAUGAGUGUCCUUUCAUGGCCUAGAGCAAAUGGCAAGCUAUUUAUUGCAACAUAAGUACUUUCACUUAGAGCCUGACUGUGCUUAUGUUUGUGUUAAGCAGCAGCACUUGAAAAUAUAAGUGACUAUAUAGAGAUACAUUUCUGUCCAAAAAGAUCUACUGCUUUCUAAUUAGUGCCAGAGAUUUCCAGAGGAAAGCUGAGUCCAGGGAAAACCAAGCUUGCAAUGGCUUCUCAGUUAUCUGUAGCUCGACCACAGUUUCCCCAGGGAAUCAAAAUGCCAGAUGGUUUGAUAAAUGCCUAUUUG